Linum tenue is the source of this 481-nucleotide messenger RNA. NCBI's taxonomy places the organism in Eukaryota, Viridiplantae, Streptophyta, Magnoliopsida, Malpighiales, Linaceae. The record is from the annotation of a GenBank genome assembly.
AUCAAUAGAACUUUCACUCUGCUUCUGAGUAGCAUCCUCCAUGGAAAUUGUAAGGCGAGCUCAAACAUCCUGCCGAGCAGGCUCGUUCGGGCCAUAAGCGAAUUUGCAAGCCCCACCAUCACAGAGGAUGAACUUGCGAAGCGGGUCGCGAAAUGUCAGUUGAGAGCUGUCUGCCUCCGCCGCAAUGAACCUCUGUAGCUGCUUCUCCCCGUCGCCACUGGUGGAUUCCUUAUUACUCAUUGUUGCCCUGCUCUCAGCUUCCUCCCGUCGUCAGCGACAACAGAUUCGUCGAUAGAGUGAUGUUCUUGAACGGAAUUGAGACAUGGCUAAAGAAUCGUCACCGUUCAGCAGAACGCCUUGUUUAUGCAUUUGCUUUUUGAUUUGUGUUUGAUGAGCUGAUCUAUCAUCAACUACAGAGUGAGGUGUUUUGGAUUUCACAUUUGUAUGUGAAUUGAUUAUCUACUUGGAGCUGCUAUAGCUG